GCGAAUCAUGAUUUUUUUUUAUUUCGCAAAUUAUUCAAUAAACACACACACACAUGAGAACGACAACGACAACAUUGAGCAUCCAAAUUUAAAUAGCCAACCUGUCUAAAUCAAUAUCAUCGAAGUUGUUAUUCAACUUUAAAUUUUCAUUCAAAUCUUCUUCUUUUUAAAGUGGACAAGACACACACACGAUAUAAUACGAAUGAUAUGUUCUCAAGUUACGUUUUUUCCGAGAUUUUUGCCCCCUGCCAUCAUCAUUAUUUUUUGUCGACAACAACAGUAAUGAAAAAAAAUGAAAAUAAAGUCAUGAAGAAUUUAUCAACCCGGUAACAAUCGAUAUACUUGAUAUAUACCUCAAAUUUAUUUCUAACCAAUUCACAUCGUUCAUUCAUUCACACUUUUUCUGGUGAUAAAAUUUUAAUUUUCCAUCUUGAAACAUGUCAUAUUAUAAUCAGAAAAAUUAUUGGUCAUCACCAUUAUGGCCAUUCUAUUCAACAUUAAACAUCAACAUCACAAUACGAUCAUCAUUUAGUCAUCGAAAAUUUGUCAUUUUAUUAUUUGGCCUAAUAUUUUGCCAUUCAACAUUAUGUUUGUCACAUAUGAUCACUGAUCAUCAUCAUCAUCAUAAUGAUGAUGAUGAUGAAUAUUUAAAUUUAAGAAAAGAAUUUCCAUGUGGUCACAUUCCACCUAAACUAAAUCAGAUACGAUUUGUUCAUAUCAAUCAUCAUCAUAAUAGAAAUAAACGCAAUGAACAACCAACAAUAAAUCAUCAUCAAAAUUUACGAAUCAAAUAUUUUUAUGAUGAAAGUGUAGAGAAAAUUACCAAGGAAAAAUAUUUAAUCAUUGAUAAAGUUGUAUUACCUGAAGCAAUUAGCUAUUGGCAACAAGCAUUAUUUGUAAAACCAUUCCAUGUGCCUAUUAAAUUAAAUCGACGAUGUAUACGAGAUAAUCCAGAUUUUUUAGUUAAUCAAGACUAUUGUAUUGAAGGAUGUGAACAGCAUACACUUUGUGGUGAAGUUGUCAUACCUGAUGAACAUCUUGAAGAUUGUGUUGUCUGUGAUGAACAUGGACGAGAUUGUGUACGAGAAAAACCAUCUGGCACAAAUCAUUCGUUAAUCAAUGGUAUACAAGAUGCUGAUUUUGUUUUCUAUAUUUCAACAUUACAAUCGGUUCGAUGUGGAAAGGGCAGUACGAUUGCCUAUGCUGCUCAUUGUCAACAGGAAACUACGUUAAAUCGACCAAUCGCAGGACAUGCAAAUAUAUGCCCGGAUUCAAUAUCGACCAAACCACAAGAUCUAGAGACUUUGAUCUCAACAUUUAAACAUGAAAUUUUACAUGCACUUGGAUUUUCCGUUUCAUUAUAUGCCUUCUAUCUUGAUCCGAAUGGUUUGAAUCCGACUGUUGAUGCUUUUAAAAAACUGCAAAACAAACAACAGACCUUGGCUAAUAAUCGAUCCACUUUUAAUGGUGGUGGAUCAAUGUUGAUGAUUUCCAAAAAAAUUCUACAACGUGUUCCACGUAAAAAUUGGAUGGUACGAGGUGGAAAUAUAACGAAUAAUGUUUUUGUCAUUUCUACACCAAAUGUCUUGCGAGAAGUACGAAACCAUUUUAAUUGUUCUAAAUUAGAAGGAGCUGAAUUAGAAAACCAAGGUGAAGAUGGAACAUUGUUGACUCAUUGGGAGAAACGAUUAUUUGAAAAUGAAGCCAUGACCGGUACACAUACCCAGAAUCCUGUCUAUUCACGAAUAACAUUAGCCUUGAUGGAAGAUACUGGUUGGUACAAGGUCAAUUAUAGUCUAGCACAGCCAUUGGAAUGGGGUCGAAAUCUUGGCUGUGAUUUUGCAAUGAAAUCAUGUAAAGAAUGGAUGGAUACAAAACGUCAUCAAGGCAAAUCGAUUCAUCCGUUUUGUGAUCGUGUGAAAAAAGAUCCUUUACAGACCGAAUGUAAUGACAAUAGAGAUUCGGUAGCUUUAUGUAAUCUACGUCAAUAUGAUCAAAAAUUGGAUAGAAAAUUUCAGAUUUUCGAUGAGAUAAAAAAUGUUAGCCAAGAUGCUGUUAGUUAUUAUGGUGGCUCCGUUAUUUUGGCCGAUUAUUGUCCUUAUAUACAGGAAUUCACAUGGAAACAGAAUAAUGAAACUGUUCGUGGAUCGAAAUGUUCUUUUCCUGAGAAUAAUCCAUCUAUCGAAAAAAAUUUUGCUCUCGAACAUUAUGGAACCAAUUCGAAAUGUAUGAAUCAUGGCGAUGAAAUGUGGGUCGAACGAACAUGUCAAGAGAUACGACAAUGGCAACAUUGGGGUUCUGGUUGUUAUCAAUAUCGAUGUACGGAAGAUGGUUUUCUCAGCAUUAUAAUCAAAAAUCAUACAUAUGUUUGCAUGUUUGAUAAUCAAGAGAUUAAGAUUCAACUUUCCUAUAAUAAUUGGCUACAUAAAGGUUCAAUUAUUUGUCCAAAAUGUACGGAACUAUGUUCGAACUGCAAACAACUCGAUCCUGAAAGUCUUGAACGUUUAAAAAAUGAAACAAUAUAUGAUCGUGAUCAUUUAAAAUGCUCAGCAACAACACCGAAUUAUUUUAAAAAUUAUUCCUAUUUUUUGUUUUUUAUUUAUCUAAUUUCAUCUGUGAUAAUCACCCAUUUUUUCUUCACAACAUUCUCGCAUUCACAUCUCUAACAUGAAUGAUUGUAUGAUAAUGUUUUGUGUCUGUGUGUGUGUGUGUGUGUGAGAUAUCGUGUGUUGAUGAUAACGAUAACGAUGGGAACAAGCCAAGAGUAGCACACACACACACACACACACAAACAUCUUUAUCAUCCACACACACAUUCUUUAGAUUACCAUUCUGUUUUAUCAGCUUUUUUAUCAAUUGUUAUGUUGACAGUAUUUUUUUCUGUUGUUUUUCCAAUUUUCCCUCUUAACUUGAU
Molecule: messenger RNA, 2914 nt
Organism: Dermatophagoides farinae (American house dust mite)
Lineage: Eukaryota; Metazoa; Arthropoda; Arachnida; Sarcoptiformes; Pyroglyphidae
Source: RefSeq, a predicted model, not a curated record